Molecule: messenger RNA, 4914 nt
Organism: Rhagoletis zephyria (snowberry fruit fly)
Lineage: Eukaryota; Metazoa; Arthropoda; Insecta; Diptera; Tephritidae
Gene: mesh
Product: sushi domain containing 2 mesh
Biological process (GO): cell-matrix adhesion
Source: RefSeq, a predicted model, not a curated record
UGGAGUCGUAUUGUACGUGUUUUUCGGAAAGGUGCGCAAAAAAGAAUUAACCAGUGAAGAAGAAGUGAUAGACAAAAAUUUUGUGAUUGUGACAGUGUUGUGGUUUCAUAUACAUGCAUACAUAUAUACCUGAUAAGCCACAACCGCGACUGAUAAGGCCACAUUAAGGCAGAUAUUUUAGAGUAACAAUUUCAAUUGGUGGCGCAUUCAGGCAGUGAUGAUCUCAUUAUGUAGUGAAUAAGUGAAAACUUAGUAGGGAAAUUCAUCUAAACACGUGAAUGCCUCUGAAAAACACAUAAAAACGGCUGCACCCAACGAAAGUGCCAUUUAACGAAAAUAUUUAUUUUACUUUUAACGAACAAAAACUUAACGAAUAUAUUUUUUAGAAGAAAAAAAGAAGCACACAUAAUUAUACAUAAAAAUGCGUUUUAAAAUCGUGCUAGCCUUAACGCUAGCCUUUACCCUAGCUGGCUUAGUCAUAGCGAACGAGAAUUACUCAUCGGAACUCGAAAAUGAUACUCAAGCUAUUGAUACGAAAUUAAAACUGUCUAAGGAUGCGGAACUUGUUGAAAUGAUACCGGAAAUAGUGCAAGAACAAGCGAAACCCACACUGAAACCGGUGACGACAACGGUUGCGCCAACAACAACUAAAGCAACAACGCCAAAACCUAUACCAAACGUGGCGAUAGAGCCACGCAUGCGUAAUGGUGUUACUCCCAAAAAUAUGACUCACAAUUUCUUGCAAAGAACAGGAGCAUUGAAAGCAAGCCAAGACUUCUAUCUUGGCGAGUUGGGUUUCGAUGUGGACACAGACAACGGAUACGAUUGGUCUAAUAACAACAAUCCUGUCGCACCACCAAAUACACCAUCUCACGCCGCUGGUGGUUAUACCAUAACCGCGCAACGUUUGCAGCAGAUCCGUUCGAAUUUAAUGUACUGGUAUUUCGAUCAGGAUAUGUAUGGAGGCCGUGGUGACUAUCAAUCCGAUAUACAUGCUUCGAUGACACAGUUGCAUAAGAAUUUGAAUUUCCGUUUGCCAUUUUUUGGUUUCAUCUACAAUUAUACGCGGCUUUCACUCAACGGCUACUUGGAGUUCUCAGACCCACCCGAAUAUCUAACAUAUCCACUUGUUUUCCCCAUCAAGGAUUGGCCAAAGCGACGUGAUCCCGCGUUUAUUGGUAUAUGGUUCUCGAAAUGUCGCGUGGGGCGCAUUUAUCCCACAGAUAUUGAUCAGCGUACACCAGGCGUUUAUUUCCGCCUGGAACGUGAUCUGAUCACACGUACCGACCGUUUUGGUGUUGAGGUGCGUGAACGUACCAUGUGGGAUAUACGUGAGGGUGUCGUUGGUGCUGAGACAUUCAUACCGAAACAUGUGGUUAUCGCUACAUGGAAAAAUGUUUCGUUUGCUGGCGGUAUUGACAAUGCGCUUUAUAGGACUAACACGUUCCAGAUGGUUUUGGCCACUGAUGAAGUAUACACAUAUGCCAUAUACAAUUAUGAUUUACUGAGAUGGUCUUCGAAUACGGAGGCAGGUGGCGAUACAACGACGGGUGAAGGCGGAGUACCCGCUUUUGUGGGCUUCAAUGCCGGCAAUGGCACACGAUCCUACGAAUAUACGCCAUACAGCCAACAGAUGGUGAUACGUGACUUAACGGGACGUGGUUGGGGCAAUGGUUUCCCAGGACGCCAUCUUUUCCGCAUAGAUGAACAAAUUUUAAUUGGCUCUUGUAAUAAGGAUAUCGAUGCUUCACAUUUGCCGCUGACAUUUGCACCAGAAGCUGGAAAUAUGCUUGGUGGCACUGUGGUCAACAUUACCGGCCCCUGUUUCGAUCCAAAGAAACGCGUGACUUGCCACUUCGAUACAGAAGAUGUAUUGGGUACUUAUGUGAGUACGAAUCGUGUGAUUUGCGUGCAGCCAUUCUUAAAGGCGGAAGGUUGGGUGCGUUUUGAGAUUUCAAUUGGCAAUCAGCGUUUCAAAUGGCGUGGCAAAUACUUUGUGGAAACUCCCGCUUUGGCUACAGAGAAAAUUUUCUUCGAAACGGAAGAUGUACACCAGAAGUCUCCCGAUCAAAUACAAAUCAGCUGGGAUCCUUAUAAUUUGACUUCGAAUGGAAAUGCUAAUAUAAUGAUCUCUCUUUGGGGCUAUCGUGAAGUAACCAUUUAUCCACAAUUGGAGUAUAUUGAUGUAAUCGAGGCUGGUUUAACCAACACUGGCUCAUAUGUGAUUUAUCCCAAUAACUACAUAAAUCGCAAUAAUUACAACAACGAUCUGCAAUUCGGUUUCUUGCAAAUCAACCUAACCAAUCCACAACAGUAUUCGGGGUUGAAGAUCAGUCCUACUCUUUGGUCACGCCCCAUUCCACUUGGCUGGUAUUUUAAUAAACAAUGGGAACGCAAACACGGACUGCGUUGGCCCCAGGCGCUCUGCGAGAAUUGGAUGCGAAAUGACCGUUAUUUAAGAACAUUUACUGGAGAUUUGCCGCUCUGCCCUUGUACACUUGAGCAGGCCGUUUACGACAAGGGACGUUAUCGACCAGAUAAGGAGUGCGACAAGGAUUCGAAUCCAACAUGUUUGCAGCAUAAAAAUGCCAUACAUUGUGUUGUUAGCGGAACUCCAGUCGCCGAGGGUGCCGAACAGCAGUGCUGUUACGAUCGUUAUGGCUAUCUCAUGUUGACACAGGAUCAAGUGUGGGGCUCACGGCCACGUCGUAAUCAUAAUCUUGGAAAAAUGCCUUGGAAUGAGGCUGGUAAAGUACCAACACUCUCAAAUUGGUUCCACGAUAUGCGUCCUUGGUAUUCGUGUUGCCAUUGGCAGCAAGAGCAGUCGGUGAACUGUGAAACCUUCCGCUUUGAGCGCCGUCCCUCGCAAGACUGUGUCGGCUAUCAGGCACCAGGAGUGGCCGGAGUGUUCGGCGAUCCACAUUUCAUCACCUUCGAUGGCACACAAUAUACUUUCAAUGGGUUGGGCGAAUUUGUGUUAUCGCGUAGCAUUGCCGCCGAUCAACGCUUUGAGGUACAGGGUCGUUUUGAGCAAGUGCCCAAGAACCAAUAUGGUCAGGUAAUGGCCACACAGCUCACUGCUAUGGCGAUGCGUGGUAAUACGACCACUACUAUUGAGGUGCUUUUGCGUCCGAAAUUUGCACGCUGGCGCUAUGCUUUGGACGUGCUGGCCGAUGGACGGCGUAUUUAUUUCGAUCGUGAGAGUAUGAGAUUCCAGCACUUUGAUGGUGUUACGGUUUAUACGCCCACUUACUUGCUUAAUCAGUCACAAGUUGUGGUUAUGUUCGAUUCAGGUGUGGGAGUGGAAGUGGUCGAGAAUGAGGGUUUCAUGACAGGACGAGUAUAUUUGCCGUGGACCUUUAUAAAUAAAACCGCUGGUCUAUUUGGUAAUUGGUCGUUUAAUGCGAUAGAUGAUUUAGUUUUACCCGACGGCACCAUUGCAAGUGUCAACUUGAACAAUUUCCAACAGAUAUACUAUAAUUUUGGCUUGAAAUGGAUGUUGGCAGAUCGAAACAUACCCGGUGUAGGUACGGCACUUUUUUCGCGUGAAAAUGGCCGCACAGCAAGCUACUAUUCAAAUGCGUCGUUUGUGCCGAACUUUACAAAGGAGCCACAAGAUUUCUUGCCGUCGAAUCGAUCGUAUGAUGUGGAACGCGCUGAAGAGUUAUGUGGCGAAAGUUAUCAGUGUCGCUAUGAUUACGGUAUGACAUUAAAUUCGGACAUGGCGCAUUUUACCAAAAACUACUACGAUAGUUUGGUCAAUAUAAGGAAUUUGAAUUCGAAACGCAUUGUAUCGUGUGGCGUCUUGGAGACUCCUCGCUUUGGCCGCAAAUUGAGUUUUGAUUUUAUGCCAGGCGCUAAGAUUGCAUUCGAGUGUGACGAAGGCUUUGUAAUAAUGGGCGAUCAACGUCGAGAGUGUAUGGCUAAUGGGCUGUGGAAUGUGCCAGAAUUUGGUUACACGUAUUGUUUGCGCGAAGUCUUCUACACACGCCGCGUCGCCUUUAUCGCCAUUGCCAUUAUUGUGGGCGUCAUAUUGCCGUUGAUGGUGUGCAUUGUUUGUGGUAUUUAUCGCUUCCGUCAGAAACAACUCAAAGAGGAUCCUGCUUGGCAGAUGACAAUACCACGUUCACGCGCCUCUUCGCGUUCCAAUUUGCGUCAGCUGAGUGGACCGGAUGACGAUAGCGAUACGGAUGCAACGGGUACACUCAAGAAAAGUAGGUCAUAUGAUAAAGUAUAUCGUACGAAUGAACCACUACCGGGCAAACCCCGUAUUGACUUUCCAGCUAAGAAAUGGGAUCUGGAUGAUGAGGAUGUGACCUCGUCCGAAGGUAGUGAAAAUAAAGAUACAAAAGUAGCUAGCGAUAUUGAAUACGUUAAUAAAACAGGUGACAAGCCGCGUCAAAUGGGCAGACGUUCGUUGCGCGACAAUUCGGGCACCGAUCAUGAUCAACACGACGAAGAUGGCACUGCUAUUGACGAACCAGCGCAAGGGCAGGAGCAUGAGGAGCAAGGGCAGGCGCACGAUACGACAAAUGCUGCGUACCAUCAGCCACCCUCACCUGAGACAGAUGACGAAAGAAACAUGCCACAGCAUAGUGUCAACUUGCAGAGGCAAUAUAGUCCAACAUUUAGUGGUGCCGAUAGUCGUAACAGUUCCGUAAAUUAUCAACCGAAUGCGGCAUUACAAAAUCGCUUUGGCGGUGUACCAGUGCUGCCCAACAAUACACAAUUCUUCAAUCGUCCACCUUCGAAUAUACCGGCUGGCGGUACGGGAAUAUCUUUGCGUCAGGCGAAUAAUGGCGCACCACAAACAACGACAGCGGUGCCAUUGACGCAGGAUACUGGUUUGCCAUCGCCACCAUAUGCUGCUUCGCCUACGCCAUCUGUACAACGCUCCACUGAGGUUUAAAUAAA